Molecule: messenger RNA, 663 nt
Organism: Lottia gigantea (owl limpet)
Lineage: Eukaryota; Metazoa; Mollusca; Gastropoda; Lottiidae
Exons: 3
Coding region: 1-663 (220 amino acids)
Source: RefSeq, a predicted model, not a curated record
AUGGCGAAACAUGCUAUUGCAGCUAUUGAACUUUUCAAAUGCGUAAUUUUAACAAUCAAAAGUGAGGUCAAGGGUCCAUAUAACGUUUUCACAAAUUUUGAUGUUGGUAAAGUUUGUCAUUUUUGGUGUCCAAAAGAAAUGAAAUCCAACAACAUCCCUUCUACCAGUCUGUCGGUAUCCCCUACUACCACCCCUUCAACAUUCCCUUCUACCAGUCCUACAACAUCCCCUUCUACCAGUCCUAUAACAUCCCCUACCACCAGUCCAACUACAUUCUUCUACCACCAGUCAAACUACAUUCUCCAACUACCAGUCCAACUACAUUCUCCUACCACCAGUUCUAUAAACAUCUACUACCAGUCCAACUACAUUCUCCUACUACCAGUCCAACCACUUUUACCACAAGUCCAUCAACAUCCCCCCAAUACAAGUCCAUCCCGUACUACCAAUACAAUAACCACCGUUAAUACCAGUCCAAUAUCACCUAGUAACAUUCGUACAACAUCCCUACUACCAGUCCGCGGGCAUCCCCUAGUACCAGCCUUACAACCCCCAUCAACAUCUCCUGCUAUCAGUCCAACACCACCUGCUUCACCAUUCAACAACAAACCUACUACUAGUCCAAUAGCUCCACAAUUUCCUACUUCCAGUUCAUCUACCUAA